This is a messenger RNA of Xyrichtys novacula (pearly razorfish), 5343 nucleotides long. The record is from the annotation of a GenBank genome assembly. Lineage: Eukaryota; Metazoa; Chordata; Actinopteri; Labriformes; Labridae.
AUGCUGUGGCGUUCGCCCGGUAAGGAAGGAUCUUCGUCCCCCUCUCCUCCGGACAAGGUAGGUUGCUGUUGCAUUAAGCUUGGUUAGCAGACUUUAAUUGUUUUACAAGUCACAACCUAUGCUGGUAGAGGCCAUGUGCACCCCGUUUCCCCCCUGCAUAUGGUUGAAUACCGUGAAUGUAAGCGUAACGCUACGUAUCGGUUACUUGCUGUAGCUAAAAGACUGCUCGUUUCGUUCUUUUUGUUAAAAGAAAAAACCGAGGCCAAAAGCUAGUUCUAAAAGAAGAAAGCCGGUACGCGGUGUCGCCAUCCGGCCGCAGCCAAUGCUAUCGUUGUUGUAGUCGGCCUCAGUGGUGUAAGCGGUUAGACCGCUGCCCCACUCUCCUUUGCUGUACUAAAACACCAUUGUGUUGUAUAGCUGUCUUUUGUUUUUUCAGUGACUAUCGAUCCGAACAGCUUCGUAUUUGUUUGGUGUCAUUAUUAUAACCAGUUGCGUUAGCGCCCUGGUUACUUUAAGUGCUCUUGUGCUGGAUAGCAUUAUUUUUUUUUUGGCAUUGACCAUUAUAACCAGUUGCGUUAGCGCCCUGGUCACUUUGAGUGCUCUUUUGCUGAAUAGCAUCAUUUUGUUGGCAUUGACCAUUAAAGCCAGUCGUGUUAGUGCCCUGGUCACUUUAAGUGCUCUUCUGUCUGCUGAAUAGCCUUAUUUAUUUACUUAUUUAUUUGCUUAUUUGGUUGUUUAUUUGGUUGACUUUAUUACUGUCAGCUUAAUUGCGACUCCGUACUGGUAUAGGCAGCAUUCGCGCUCCCUCCCCCCAGCUCACGGCGUCUAUUGCCCGGCGGCCAGUAGCGUCAGCGCCCUGGCCCAGUUGGGACAGCUAGGUAGGAUGGAUAGCACCCACUACUGCUCUUCAUGUCAGGUUGGCCUCCAGCCUGACGACGGACAUGACCUCUGCCCAGCCUGCCUCGGACCCGAACACCUCAGGGAGGCACUUGAGGGGGACCCCUGCAUGAACUGCAGGUACAUGCCUCGGGCGGCAAGGCUGGCCAGGCUGGUGGAGGUAGAGCCGCCACAGGGUGGCGACGACCUCGCCCCAUCGGGCCAAGCAUCCACACCCAGGACCAGGCGCUCAAAACGCCGGGCCCAUGCAGCCACUGCUGCCCCCGCUUCCAAAAGGACGUCGAGGUCUGACCGCUCCGGCCUUUCAUCAAAGGUGGAGCAGCUCUCGGCCGAGCUGGACCGCAUGAGGUCCAUGCUUCAGGCCCACCAGCCUGGGUCCCCUUCGGAGGAGGCUCGGGGGCCCACUCCGCCCAUGCCACUCCUAGUCCCGGAGGAAGAUACACUCUCCCUAGCGGCAUCGGCUACUCACUUUCAUGAGUAUGGUGACCGUGAUGGCGGCGAGGGAGACGGGGUCUCCCAGGUGUCCGAUCAGGGCUCUCACUCCUCAGCUCAAACUUUGCUGCCAGAGGAGGACGGUUUCAUGCGUGCCAUCCUGCGGAUGGCCUUGGAGCGAUUAGGUCUGCCCAUACCGCAGCAGGCGGAGCCAGCCCCUGCGAGCACCUUCUUCAGGCGCAGGCCAACCUCCACUGCAUUCGCCGUCCCGCAUGCGGAGGACUAUAUAAAGGAGCUGCACGCCUGCUGGAGAGACUCCAAGGCUUGCUCCCGCCCUCGGCAGACGGUCGUACCCUGGCGGCAAUGCACGACACUGCAGGGGUCGGCCUGGAUCACAUGCCGGCCAUCGAGCCCAGCAUUGCAUCCCUUAUUGUCUCCCCCGACGAGGCUCUGCGACGGGAUACUAGGUGUCCUCGCCCACAGUGCAGGCUGACGGACAACCUGCUCAUCAGGGGCUACGAUGCGGCAGCACGUGCUGCUAGGAUCGGGAACUCCCUGUCACACCUCCUGCUUGCCCUGUCAGCGUCUCUGCAGGAGGGCUACACUAACGAGGAACCUGUCACCUUCUGUGACGCGGCACUAGAGGCAUUCGGCCUUAUGUCGCGAGAGCUAGGAAGGACAAUGUCCUACCUGGUACAGGCUCGACGCCAGGUCUGGCUCUCCCAGUCGGGCUUGACUGAGGCGUCCAGGAAAACGCUCCGGGCUCUCCCUGUUGAGUCAGGAGUGGUUUUUGGCCCAUGUGCCCAAGAGGCGCUGGAGCAGACGAUCCAGGCUGGGCAGACCAGGCAGCAGCUUCUGAGUAUGCGCCGCAUGCCACCCCCCAGCAGGCCUCCCUCUGGCAGGGGCCCCCCAGCUGCCUCUGGAGCCCGGCUGCCAGUAGCUCAGAGUAGGGAUCAGCGUCCUCAGCGGCCUACGCAGAGGCAGACCCGGGACUCUCGGGACUCCAGCCGCCUGCCUUCUAGGCAGUUUCGAGCCCCGGACCCUGGUGGGCCCCCCGCUUCCAGGGCCCCUAGGGGCCGGGGGGCAGACGCUGAGCCCGGGGGGCCGGCCGUCGGAUACUUUACACAGCAGCAGCUCAGACGCUGGGCUGCUCAAGCUUCAGAUCCGUGGGUUCUUACCACCUUAACCCACGGGUACAAGCUGCAGUUCCGACGCCGGCCCCCCACAGCCAGCCGGGUCAGGAUUACCAUCAUUGCCGACCCGGCGAAAGCCCUCGCUCUCGACCAGGAGCUAUCCGCCCUCCUGGCCAAGGGUGCCAUCGAGGCAGUGGACCCCUGCUGCAUCCCAGGGGGUUCUACUCUACAUACUUCCUCGUCACCAAAAAGACCGGCGGAUUCUGGCCCAUCCUGGACUUGAGGGGACUGAACAGGUACUUAAAGACCUUGCCUUUUCAUAUGCUGACGACAGCGGGUGUGCUACAGUCCAUUGUCCGCAACGAAUGGUUUACAUCUGUCAACCUGAAAGACGCCUACUUUCAUGUUCCCAUUGUGAGGCAACACCGCCGAUUCCUGCAAUUUGCCUACAGAGGCCGCCACUGGCAAUUCUGCGUGCUCCCAUUCGGGCUUUCCCUCUCCCCGAGAGUGUUCAGCAGGGUAGUGGCAGCUGCACUCCAACCUCUGCAGUCCCAGGGCACCAAGAUACUGCCAUAUUUGGAUGAUUGGCUGAUCUGCGCUCCGUCCCAGGCGCAGGCAGCCAGGGAGACAUCACACCUCCUGUCCCACGUGGCGAGCCUCGGACUCAAAGUAAAUGCAGAGAAAAGCUGCCUGGUACCGUCCCAGAGCGUAAUCUUUAUCGGUCUGGCCCUAGACACCAGAACGAUGGUGGCACGUCCGUGCCCCAGUCGGGUGGACGGCAUCUUAAGGCUGUUGCCAGCCUUCAAGAGAGGCAGGCGACUGCCGCUCCUCACCUUCCUCCGCCUCUUGGGCACGCUGACGUCCGUUGCGGCCAUCAUGCCGCUGGGCCUGCUGGCGCUACGGCCCCUGCAAAGGUGGCUGAACAGUUUCCACCUAGACCCAGAGCGACACAGGCACCGGAAGAUCGUCGUGUCAUGGCAGUGCCUCCUUGCCCUAGCCACAUGGAGGGACAGGGCCUACAUUGUAAGGGGUGUCCCUAUGGGGGCCGUCCCAUCCCGCAGGGAAACCGUUGCCACGGACGCCUGCCCCUUGGGCUGGGGCGCAGUGUGGCAGGGCAGGACAGUUCAGGGACAGUGGUCUGUGGCAGACCACAGCAACCACAUCAAUGUGCUGGAGCUGAAAGCGGCGCACUUGGCCCUAAGGCACUUUCUGCCUUACUUAGCAGGCAAACAUGUUCUGGUUCGGUCGGACAAUACUUUGACCGUUUAUCACAUAAACCAUCAGGGCGGUACAAAAUCUGCGCGGCUGCUACAGGCGUCAAGGGACCUCCUGACGUGAGCAGCCCCUCGCCUGUUGAGCCUGCGGGCCAUGCAUAUACCAGGAAAGCAGAACCAGGUGGCAGACCUUCUCUCCCGCCAGAAGCCUUCAUCAGGUGAAUGGCGCCUUCACCCAGAUGUGGUGCACACCAUAUGGAGCCGCUUCGGCAGGGCAGGGGUCGAUCUUUUCGCCUCAGAGGCGUCGACCCACUGCCCCCUCUGGUUCUCCCUAGCGGAGACAACCAGCCCUCUGGGCCAAGACGUGUUCUCCCACCCCUGGCCGAGGGCACUUCUCUACGCUUUCCCACCUCUCCCUCUAAUUCACAAGGUCCUUCAGAGAGUAGCUCAAGAGGGCCACACCGUUCUCCUGGUGGCCCCUUUCUGGCCAGGGUGAAUACGGUUCCCCCUCCUCCACCAACUCUGUCACGGGACGCCAUGGCGCCUCCCUGCCAGGAUGGACCUGCUCUCGCAGUUAGGGGGGCCGUUAUGGCAUCCAGACCCAGACCCUCCAGCUGUGCGUUUGGCCGUUGGGGGGCCCGAGCCGCUGCUGAGCGGCUGUGUAGAGACGGUUCAACAUACCGUCUUGAACGCGAGGGCACCAUCCACCAGGCUGCAGUACGAGAACAGGUGGCAGCUGGUGUAGGGACCGGGGCAGGGACCCAGUUCACUGCCCGGUGCCCGCAAUCCUGGAGUUCCUGCAAGGUCUCCUCGAUAAGGGCCGGACCCCUUCGACGUUAAGAGUGUACGUGGCAGCAAUAUCCUCCCAGCACACUGGGGUCAAUAACUGCACAGUGGGGAGCCACCGUCUGGUGUCGCUCUUUCUCAGGGGGGCUCAGAGAUUAAAUCCUCCGAGAGCCCCAAGAGCACCAGCAUGGGACCUCAAUCUCGUACUGGACUCCCUAUGCAAGGCUCCUUUUGAACCCUUGUCACGCACAAAAUUGAAGUGGUUGUCCUGCAAGACAGCCUUUCUUAUAGCCAUCACCUCGGCAAAGCGCGUCGGUGAGUUGCAUGCCCUGUCAGUGCGUGAUUCGUGUCUGAGGUGGAACCCAGACGGAUCAGGUGUCACUCUAUGGCCCAACACGGCCUUCCUACCAAAGGUCCUGUCGACGGCACACCUGAACCAGCCUAUUAGGCUGGCCGAGUUUAGCCCUCCACCGGGAGAGAGGACAGACAAGCUGGAACUGUUGUGCCCGGUGCGGGCCCUCAGGGCCUAUAUCGGAGCCACUGCACGUAUUCGCCGGUUGGAUCAGCUAUUCGUGUGUUAUGGUGGCCCAAAUAAAGGCAGCGCUCUGUCAAAGCAGCGCCUGUCCCACUGGGUUGUAGACACGAUCAGCCACGCCUAUCGGGAUAGUAACCAUCCCACGCCAUCCAGGAUACGGUGCCACUCGACGAAGAGUGUCUCCACUUCAUGGGCUGCCCUUAGGGGAGUUCCCCUCGAGGAGAUCUGCUCUGCUGCCUCGUGGGCGUCAUCAGGCACGUUCUCAAGAUUCCAUAGGGUGAACGUGGCCACUCCCCACCCAUUGGGUGUGGUUCUCCUUCCAGAGUCCUCAGAUUCUGCCCUCUGA